AUGAUAGAAGAGAAAAAAUAUUUAAAAAAUUUAGUAAAAUUUUUAUACUCCUCACUUUAAUCUCAUUAGGUUCUCCAUAUUGAUCUGAAUGGGUAAUUAAUUGGUAGUGAAAGUGAUUCAGUCUCAAAUUUAAGUUUAAGUCACAGUAAUCUUUAAAAUUAGGCCGUUUUCGUUUAGUAAAAUUAAAUUAAUUAAAUUGGUUUAAUUGAUGCAAUAGAAUUAGGUUCUAGUUUAGGAAAGUGCACUAAUCUCUCAAAUUUAACACUCAAUCUAAGUUAUAAUAAAAUUGGUAUAGAAGAUGCAACAUGCUUAGGUUCUGGUAUAGGAAAUUGCAAUAAUCUCUCAAAUUUGACAAUUGAUCUUAAAAAUAAUAAAAUUGGUGCAAUUGGAGCAUCAGACUUAGGUUCUGGUAUAGGAAAAUGGAAUUAAAUUGACGCAAUUGGAGCAUCUGGCUUAGGUUCUGGUUUAGAAAAAUGCACUAAUCUCUAAAGUUUGAUACUUAAUCUUUGGUAAGAAUAGUUUAUUUAUUUUGGAUUAGAUAAUUAAAUUAGGGACGAAGGUGCAUUACACUUAGGUUCUAUCAUAGGAAAGUUCACUAAUCUCUCAAAUUUGACACUAAAUUUUUCAAAUAAUUCAAUUGGCGUAAUAGGUGGAUCAGGCUUAGGUUCUGGUAUAGGAAAGUGCAUUAAUCUCUCUAAUUUGACUCUUUGUCUUUAGUACAAUUAAAUAGGCUCAUUUGGUGCAUCAGAUUUAGGUUUUGGUUUAGGAAAGUGCACUAAUCUCUCAAAUUUGACACUUUUUUUUGAGUAGUGUUAAAUCGGUGCAAUUGGUGCAUUUGAUUUAUGCUGUGGUUUAGGAAAGUGCACUAAUCUCUCAAAUUUUAAACUUUAACUUUAGUAAAAAUAGCUUAAUUAUUUUGGAUUGUGA
Messenger RNA from Tetrahymena thermophila SB210, 927 nucleotides. RefSeq lists its product as hypothetical. The transcript is spliced from 11 exons. The record is from RefSeq and is a predicted model, not a curated record. NCBI's taxonomy places the organism in Eukaryota, Ciliophora, Oligohymenophorea, Hymenostomatida, Tetrahymenidae.